Adineta steineri is the source of this 1782-nucleotide messenger RNA. The record is from the annotation of a GenBank genome assembly. NCBI's taxonomy places the organism in Eukaryota, Metazoa, Rotifera, Eurotatoria, Adinetida, Adinetidae.
AUGGCUACAGCUGAAGUAGCUCCACCUGAACGUAAGCAAUGGUCGAAUCCUGUUGAAUUCUUUUUAACAUUAGUCGCAUUUGCUGUUGGCUUAGGAAAUGUUUGGCGUUUUCCAUAUCUUUGUUUCAAGAAUGGAGGAGGUGCAUUUCUUAUACCAUACACGUUAAUGCUUAUUUUCAUUGGUGCACCUGUCUUUUAUCUUGAAUUAACAUUGGGACAAUUUACUAGUUCUGGCCCACUUGCAGUUUGGAAAGUGAAUCCAUUAUUACGAGGUAUUGGUUAUGCAUCAUUAGCAACGAAUUGUUUCUUAGCUCUCUAUUAUAAUGUAUUGAUUGCGUAUUGUUUUUAUUAUUUGGUUGCAUCAUUUCAAAUGAUUGUUCCUUGGUCAACAUGUGGGAAUUGGUGGAAUACAGCUUUGUGUACUGAUCAAGCAACAUUAGCAAAUCUAUCUCGAACUGAUCUGGCUUUAAUGAAAAAUAUGACAAGUUCACCAAGUGAAGAAUAUUUUUAUCGUCGAGUACUUCAAAUAAGUAGUGGAGUAGACAAUGUUGAUGGCAUUGUUACUCAUUUAGUUGUUGCAUUAGCAGUUGCCUGGCUUAUUUGUUUCUUAGCAUUAUCUAAAGGUGUUCAAUCAUUAGGCAAAAUCGCAUAUUUUACUGCUUUAUUUCCUUAUGUAAUGUUAACUGUUUUAAUUAUUCGUGGAGCAACAUUAAGUGGUGCUAUCGAAGGUGUUAAAUUCUAUAUGGGUACGGUCAAUUUAACUGUACUUAAAAGUCCAUCUGUAUGGAAAGAAGCUUGUACACAAGUUUUCUAUGCAUUGAGUUGUUGUAGUGGUGGUCUUAUUGCAAUGGCAUCAUUCAAUGAUUUCAAUAAUAAUGUUUAUCGUGAUACAAUUUCUAUUUGUUUGGUCACAUGGUUCACAAGUAUAUUUGGUGGAUUUGCAAUUUUUACUGUUCUCGGUCACAUGGCAACUAAAAUGGGUGUAAGUGUGGCUGAUGUGGCCAAAGGAGGUCCUGGUUUGGCAUUUGUUGUUUUUCCUGAAGGUUUAUCAAUGAUGCCAUUUGCACCAUUAUGGUGUGUUCUCUUUUUUCUAAUGAUGUGCACACUUGGUUUCGGUUCUGAAUUUUCUAUUAUGGAAACUGUCAUGGCUAGUAUAAUAGAUGAAUUUAAAACAUAUUUAAAUACACCGAAAAAAAUCAUUAUCUUUCGAUUUACUAUAUCAUUUGUAUUUUUUCUACUUGGUUUAUCUAUGGUUACUCGCGGUGGUUUAUAUGUAUUAAAUAUAAUUGAUCAAUAUCUUGGUGGUUUUCCUUGGUUAAUCAUAGGUGUUGUUGAAUUAUAUUGUAUUGGAUGGGUUUAUGGCGUUGAUAAUUUUUGUGAUGAUAUUGCUUUAAUGUUAGGUGAAGAACGACGUCCUGAAGUAACACUUGAUGAUUAUACAUAUCCAUCAUGGGCGCUUACACUUGGCUGGCUUGUAGUUAUAUUAUGUCUUGGCUGGAUACCCUAUAUUUUUCUAGCUGAAAUCUGUGGCCGUGGAACAUGGGGUAUCAUUAAAGAAGCUCGUUUGCCACAUGUUGAAUGGGGUCCAGCACGUGAUGAACAUCGUCAAUUAUCAAUUCGUUAUGCAAAUACUGUUGAUCCGAAAAAACUCAGUAUGCAAACUUUAUCGACAAUUGAUACUGGCGAUUCAUAUGAUUUGGAUAGAGCAGCAAUUGAAAUAAUUGCAGCAAGUCCAAAAUUAUUUGUCAAGAGACUUUCAGACGUAUCUAGUGCAAGAUUUUGA